AUGACUACCUCUUCGGAAGAUGUAUUGUUGAGCGUAGGAUAUGUAAGAUAUAAAAAAGGAGAUGGGACACUAUAUGUGAUGAAUCAGAGAUUAGCUUGGAUGUUGGAGAAUCGAGACACUGUUGCUGUUUCGCAUAAAUAUGCUGAUAUAAAAACUCAAAAAAUCUCACCAGCGGGGAAGCCAAAAGUGCAACUCCAAGUUGUACUACAUGAUGGGACGUGUUCAACAUUCCACUUUGUCAAUCCAGCUGGAGCAGAAGCCCAGGCUAAGGACAGGGAUCAGGUUAAAUCUUUACUGCAGAAUCUACUGCCAAAGUUCAAAAGACAGAUUGAUGGUGAGCUAGAGAUGAAAUCCAGAUUGCUGUCUCUCCAUCCAACGUUAAAACAUUUAUAUGAAGAUUUAGUGAUAUCAAAAGUUAUUAGCAGUGAAGAAUAUUGGAAUACGCCAACAUUAAAGCAUUAUACCGAUUCUAGUAACAUAAAACAAGAAGCCGGUGUAUCCGGAGCAUUUCUUGCUGAUAUUCAACCACAAACAGACGGAUGUAACGGACUGAAAUAUAACCUCACUCAAGAUAUAAUAGAUGCAAUAUUCAAAACAUAUCCAGCAGUUAGAAAGAAACAUAUUGAUUAUGUGCCUAAUAAGAUGACUGAAGCGGAAUUUUGGACGAAGUUCUUUCAAUCACAUUACUUUCAUAGGGAUAGGAUAGCUUCAUCUUCUAGUAAAGACUUGUUUGGUGAAUGUGCCAAAAUGGAUGACCAAGCCAUUGCCUCAGCUAUGAAGCAUACUCCACUAGAUCUCACAGUCGACAUCCCACAAUUUAUAGAGCCAGUGCCCCUUUUGCCCACCGAGGAUGAUGCGCCACACGAAAAGGAACGUGGCGACAGUACCUCAAUACAUCGCAACAUGAUUAAACGGUUUAACCAACACUCUAUUAUGGUGCUCAAAGCUAGUCAUAAAACAAACUCUAGUAAUAGUAAUAGUAGUAGUAAAACAACAAACAAUAAUAACAAAGUAGUAGAAAACGGUGUGAGAGAAUCCAACGGGGUAACGGAGAAGAGGCCACCGGAGGAUAAGUGUAGCACAGAGCCAGUAGAGAAGAAGAAGAGGAUAUUAGAGAAGAUACACUAUGAAGAUUUAGUAGAUACAAAUGCGAAUCAGGAUGCGCAGGAAUUGAAAUUAUCAAAGGUAGAGAGAUAUUUGUUAGGUCCCGCUUCACAAAUGAGUCAAACAACGAAUACCGCCAACCCACCGCCAUUAUCAGCCCUUGCUUCAGUAUGUCAGGCGUGGUCAAGCGGGCAGCAGUGCUCGCGACCGGUGCGCGUGGGCGCGGGCGCGGCCGUCGGCGCGCUCGGCGAGCUGAGCCCCGGCGGCGCGCUCAUGCGGCACCAGCACGCCGCCAGCAUGGCGCAAUUAAUACCAACAGACGUAAAAGCAGAACUCCACCGUCUCUACCUCUCCGGGGGGGAGUUGUUAAGAGAGUUGUGGAGAUGUUUCCCCCAGCCAGGCUCCUCUACUGACACCGAAGACACUACAGCGCGAGCGGAGAAGUUUUAUGAAGCGCUUUUAAGGUUUAGAAAUGUUAAACUACGACCGUUUGAGGAAAAGAUGCUUCGAGACCUAACGCCGCUGGCCACAACCCUUACAAAACAUAUGAACCAAAUGAUAGACACCGCCUGUGCGAAAUACGCUGUCUGGCAACAAAGACAAGCGAAACUACGGUAG
Parnassius mnemosyne (clouded apollo) is the source of this 1722-nucleotide messenger RNA. Lineage: Eukaryota; Metazoa; Arthropoda; Insecta; Lepidoptera; Papilionidae. The record is from the annotation of a GenBank genome assembly.